CAGCAACCUUGGUCGCUAAACGAACGGUCUUUUUGCAGUUGUCAUCGUGACGUCCCGGACGUACACGAUUGCGCGCAAUAAAAAUUUUUUUCUGAACACGAAAUCGAAAGGAAAGGUCUGCUACUUGUUGGCUGAAGACUUUCCGCAAAUCGCUAUUUCCGUGAACGCGACUCCACGGCAAUUCGGCUUUGGCAUAUUCCUACCGGCAUUUGAUCACGACGACGGCCAAUCUCUGGCCACACAACACCACGAUGUGCUUCGGGGCUCGGAAUAAGAACGAGGAUGGCGAGGCUCACUCUCGAGAGCUGGAUAAGGUCCUGCGCCAGGAUGAGAAGCGCAUGGCUAAGGAGGUGAAGCUGUUGCUGUUGGGUGCUGGAGAAUCAGGGAAAUCUACCAUCCUGAAGCAGAUGAAGCUCAUAUAUGCUCAAGGCUUCAACAAAAACGAGAGGCUAGAUUUCAAGCCAGUCAUCUUCAACAACAUUGUUCAGUCAUUCAAGACCAUCUCCGAGGCCAUGAACGAGAUGGGAUUCGAAUAUGACAGUCCUGAUAACGAGAAACACAUGGCGCACAUUUUGGUUGAUAGCGAAAUCAGCCCAGACAGCAAGAUGCCCGAGGAUUACUUGGAGCCGAUCAAAUUGCUAUGGCAAGACAGUGGUGUAAUGGCCGCAAUUGCCAAAGGCAACGAAUACGCUCUGCAUGACAAUCUCACAUACUUCGUGACCGAUAUCGACCGGAUAUGGGCCGACGGUUAUGUACCGAAUGACCAGGACUUACUCCGCUCUCGGUUGAGAACCACAGGCAUCAUAGAAACUGUCUUUGAUUUAGGCCAGUUGACAUACCGCAUGUUUGAUGUCGGCGGCCAAAGGUCAGAACGAAAGAAGUGGAUCCACUGCUUUGAGAAUGUCAACUGCUUGCUCUUCCUCGUUGCUAUCAGUGGUUAUGACCAGUGCCUUGUGGAAGAUAAGGACGGCAACCAAAUGAACGAAGCUCUGAUGCUGUGGGAGUCCAUCUCCAACUCACAUUGGUUCGCCAUGACGUCGUUGAUCCUUUUCCUCAACAAGAUGGAUCUCUUCAAGGAGAAGCUGCCCAAGAGCCCGAUCUCCAAAUACGGCUUCACCGACUACCACGGGCCUGAAGACGACUACAAAGCAGCCAGCAAAUACUUCCUCGAUAAAUUCCGCGCGUUAAGCAGAAACCCCGAGAAGGAGAUUUACGGCCACUUCACCAACGCCACUGACACAAAUUUGCUGAAAAUCACAAUGGGUUCCGUGCAGGACAUGAUUAUUCAGAGAAACCUCAAAAAGUUAAUACUAUAAACACCCCAGUUCAUCGUCUUUGUUUAAUUCGUUUUGCACCGCGCUGAGAACCUUUUGCCAACUCUUUUUCAGGUUACUUAUUUGAAGCGGCCUUCAAUUUGCCAAAGUACUGAUUAUUAUUAUUGUCGCCUAACCUCUUCUUUCUAUUUAUUAUCUGCCUGGGUGUCGAUUUUUGAUUCAACCAACACAGACGAGUUGAUUCCUCGGUUUAGGCUGCCCAAAUCGACUCCGGCGCCUCUUCAUGCAUGAUUACGGCAUCUUACGGCUUU
This is a messenger RNA of Trichoderma asperellum CBS 433.97, 1585 nucleotides long. It is a transcript of the gene GNA2, whose product is annotated as G-Protein alpha subunit. NCBI's taxonomy places the organism in Eukaryota, Fungi, Ascomycota, Sordariomycetes, Hypocreales, Hypocreaceae. Gene Ontology annotation, molecular function: G-protein beta/gamma-subunit complex binding; GTP binding; GTPase activity. The record is from RefSeq and is a predicted model, not a curated record. Gene Ontology annotation, biological process: G protein-coupled receptor signaling pathway. Gene Ontology annotation, cellular component: heterotrimeric G-protein complex.